Lagenorhynchus albirostris (white-beaked dolphin) is the source of this 694-nucleotide messenger RNA. Its product is annotated as histone H2B type 2-K1. Gene Ontology annotation, molecular function: structural constituent of chromatin; DNA binding; protein heterodimerization activity. The transcript has 3 exons. Gene Ontology annotation, cellular component: nucleosome. The record is from RefSeq and is a predicted model, not a curated record. Bases 198 to 659 code for a protein of 153 amino acids. Lineage: Eukaryota; Metazoa; Chordata; Mammalia; Artiodactyla; Delphinidae.
GAGGAAGCCUGCAUGCAGCAACGAAGACCCAACGCAGCCAAAAUAAAUAAACUAAUUAAUUAUAUAAAAAUUUAUACUUUUAGGGGCUUCCCUGGUGGUGCAGUGGUUGAGAGUCCGCCUGCCGAUGUGGGGGACGUGGGUGCGUGCCCCGGUCCAGGAAGAUCCCACAUGCUACGGAACGGCUGGGCCCGUGAGCCAUGGCCACUGAGGCUGCGCAUCCGGAGCCUGUGCUCUGCAACUGGAGAGGCCACAUCGGAGCAGAGGAGGAGGCCACCAGGAGGACCGGGACGAUGAGCGCUGAGCAUGGACAGCCACAGCAGUCCGGGGGCCGGAGGGGCCGGAGCUCUGGAGACAAGAAGUCCAAAAAGCGCAGCCGGCGCAAAGAAACCUACUCAAUGUAUAUCUACAAGGUGCUGAAGCAGGUGCACCCCGACAUCGGCAUUUCCUCCAAGGCCAUGAGCAUCAUGAAUUCGUUCGUGAACGACGUGUUUGAGCGGCUGGCCGGCGAGGCCGCCCGGCUGGCCCAGUACUCGGGCCGAACCACACUGACGUCCCGGGAAAUCCAGACAGCCGUGCGCCUGCUGCUUCCAGGGGAGCUGGCCAAGCACGCUGUGUCUGAGGGCACCAAGGCCGUCACCAAGUACACCAGCUCCAAGUGACCUGGGGCCCAACCUUAAUAAAGGGUGAACUGCUC